AAUCGUAGGCUGCACUGGCGGUACAGGCGAGAACGAGCACUACCCCUUGUGGUUCCGCUGCCGUGAAGGCUUUCUGUAUCGUUGCGGAGAAUGCGAUCAAAUAUUCAUGCAUGUUCGAGUUCUUUACUCUCUUCCCGAUGGGAAGGAUCCGUUCCCGCUUGAUCCGGAUGUGAGCGACGUGUUCAGCCUCUCUGCGCUCGAAAAGGCACAGCGGCAGUGGAAUAGUGGGGAGUAUAUCAUGUGGCCGACAGGGGAGGAGGCCUACAGCCGGCUGUUUCUGCAGGGCAAGCUGGGCAACACCGUGCCGGAGCAGCUCGCUGAGGAGCUUAAGGCUGUAGAGUGA
Molecule: messenger RNA, 343 nt
Organism: Cyclospora cayetanensis
Lineage: Eukaryota; Apicomplexa; Conoidasida; Eucoccidiorida; Eimeriidae
Exons: 3
Biological process (GO): mitochondrial electron transport, cytochrome c to oxygen
Cellular component (GO): mitochondrial envelope
Source: RefSeq, a predicted model, not a curated record